Molecule: messenger RNA, 180 nt
Organism: Colletotrichum graminicola M1.001
Lineage: Eukaryota; Fungi; Ascomycota; Sordariomycetes; Glomerellales; Glomerellaceae
Exons: 2
Coding region: 1-180 (59 amino acids)
Source: RefSeq, a predicted model, not a curated record
AUGAGCACGGGGGCGACUCCCGAAGGAAGCAGGUCGGAUAUUGCCGGGAAGCUCACCCAACAUCAGUAUCUUUCUGGAUCAGCCACGAUUGGCAAUCGGAUUCGAACAAGCGGAAACGCACAGCAGGGAAACGAGGAAGAGGAGGAGGAGGAGGAGGCCCGGCAGCAGGUUAGAGACUGA